CUGUGGAGCCGCGCUGUUGCCAGGGAGACGACUCAAAACAGCAAUGGCCACAAGUGUCCCGACUGAGCCCGGACAAAAACUCUCUCACUCCGGCGGUUUGUGUCGGCUGAGCGCGGUCGUGUGAGCACCGAGAGACACCGUGUGCUGCCUCUAACCGAUUAAAAAAAACACACAUUUCCCCUCACAGCGUUUUUGGAUUAUAAAGAAGUCACCUGAACUCAUUCAGCUCGACAUCUUUGGAAGCGGUUGACAGAUCACGUAACAUCCUCCGCUGCUAUGGAUUUGAGCACCAGCACCUCGUAACACUCGAGCAGAUCUCAGCAAACUCUGGGCUGGUUUGAGCUGUGCUCAGAUGCAGCAAGGAUGAUCACAUCCCAUAUGAACGGUUAUGUGCAAGAGGCCUCUGGUCAGGCCAAGAGCCAUAGGGAGAGGGCAGUGGACUGUCCAGGAGAGGAAACAAGCCUUGUCAAAUCUCCACACGGCAGCGCCCACAUGGAGAGGAUCCAGCACUACCAGGAGGAGCUGAGGAAGAGAAGAGAGGAGGACUGCAGGGGGAAGCACGACAUCGACCCCAACGCCUCACUGAGGCUCAAGAAGCUGUCACAGAACCCCAAGGUGGGCAUCGACAAUCCCACCUUCGAGGGGAAGGAAAAGGCCGCCAAAGACACGUGCUCCCAGCAUCAUGCAGCCGAACUGGAGGAGUUGCUGCAGGCCCUGAAGUGGGCGCAGUACUGCCUGACUGAUGUGCAAAGCCAGCAGGACGUGGAGCUGAUAAUGCAGCUCCUUGCCAAGGAGGACUUCAGGAAUGCCUACACCAUGUACAGCGCCGUAUCCCAGCAGAAGAGCAGAGUCAGUCCCAGCUCAGCCCUCACAGCACAAGCAGAGGAUCUCUGCCAGGAGGUGCAGAAGAUUCUCCAGUCCAGUCAGCUGAAGGAGGGUUUGGAGCUCAGGGCUCUGCUCACCAAUCCUCAUCUCCAGGCACUGAUGCAGGCCCAUGACAGUGUGGCAGUGCAGGAAAUGCAGGCGGAGGAAAACGUGACCCAGUACCUCGGAGAGACGGUCAAACUGGUGCGGCUGGAGAAGGCCCGUGACACUCCGCUGGGUGCAACAGUACGUAACGACAUGGACAGUGUGGUGGUGAGUCGUGUGGUGAAAGGCGGGGCAGCGGAGAGUAGCGGCCUUCUGAGCGAGGGAGAUGAGAUCCUGGAGAUCAACGGGAUUUCUAUCCGUGGGAAACACGUCAAUGAAGUUCACGAUUUACUGCAACAAAUGUACGGCACUCUGACCUUCCUCCUCAUCCCGAGCUCUCAGAUUAAACCUGCCCCACACAGACAGACUGUGAUGCACGUACGGGCUUACUUUGACUACGACCCCUCCGAUGACCCCUUCGUGCCGUGUCGUGAGCUGGGACUGUCCUUCCAGAAAGGUGACAUCCUCCACGUCAUCAGCCAGGAUGACCCCAACUGGUGGCAGGCCUACAGGGACGGAGACGAGGACAACCAGCCCCUGGCUGGACUCAUUCCAGGGAAAAGCUUCCAGCAGCAGAGAGAGACCUUGAAGAAAACUAUAACAGAAAGGAGUCGAGAGCAUCAAGGAAAGCUUUGGUAUGCAAAGAAAAACAAGAAACAAAGGAAGAAGGCCACGACUAACUUGAGCAAAAAUACCGACUACGACGACAUCCUGACCUACGAGGAGAUGUCGCUGUAUCACCAGCCUGCCAACCGCAAACGCCCCAUCGCUCUGAUCGGUCCCACGAACAGCGGCCACGAUGAGCUGCGCCGCAGGCUUCUGUCCAUCGAGCCCGAAAAGUUUGCCGUCGCCGUUCCACACACGACCAGAAACUCGAGGGUACAUGAGCGGAACGGACGCGAGUACCAUUUUGUGAGCCGGGUUGCCUUUGAAACCGACUUAUCGAGCGGGAAGUUCAUCGAGUCUGGCGAAUACGAGAAGAACUUGUACGGCACCAGCACCGACUCGGUCCGACACGUCGUCAACUCCGGACGCAUCUGUUUGCUCUGCCUGCACACCAGGUCCCUGCAGGUAUUGAGGUCCUCCAACCUCAAGCCCUAUGUCAUCUUCAUCGCUCCUCCUUCUCAGGAACGACUACGCACCCUGCUGGCCACAGAGGGGAAAACACCAAAGCCCGAAGAGCUGAAGGAGGUUAUCGAAAAGGCCCGCGAGAUGGAGCACAAUUUCAGCCAAUUCUUUGACGCCACCAUCGUGAACAUGGACCCGGAGCAGGCUUUCCACGAGCUGCGCAGACUGAUAGACAAGCUGGACACUGAGCCGCAGUGGGUGCCCACCUCCUGGCUGUGCUGAAGAGGUCACGGGGAGGUCAACGGAGGAGCAGCAAUGAAUGUUCAAAAAAAAAAUGAAGGAUGGACAGUGCUGGUUGUCACUGGAUUUACACUUCUCCUCGUUUAUAGAGGAGCUGAUCUUUACCACGUGUUGCAGGGAUGGACUCGAGUUUCUUACAUUUCUUUUUGUUGGUGUGUGUGCGUGUGUGCGUGUGUGUCUUUGUUGGUGAUUUUCGUUCUUUUUUUUGUUUUAUGACGAUUCUUGUUCAGUUUUAUGCAAAGUCAUUUAUCAGACCAAUAGAAAUAUUUCUAUCCUAUUCUUUAUAGCUAUUUAUAAUUGUAAAUAUAUAUUUUCUAGACAAAAGGAUAUUUUAUUGUUACUUUUUGUGUAAGUGAAAUAUACAAAAUGGUACAUUCGACCGGGAGAGUGUUGGAAACGGCUUCCUCAUAAAGCAGGUAUGAGAAGCACUCCGGUGUCACGUCUUCCAGUCACAAACACAGAAGAAAAAUCUGCUGUAACGCGCAGUGUCGGAGGAUUUCCUCUGCACCGAUGUCGGUAUUAUUUUGUCUAGUCUGAUGUCUCAUUCACGCUGUCAAACCAGAUCUAAGGUAAAUCUGUAGCCAGUGAUCAUUACCGUCAGUGUAUCAUGCUGCAAAGUACUGCUGAGUAUCACUUCCAACAAAUACGGUGUCGCUUCUUUGCAGGGUACGUGUUAAAUCCUAAGCACAAUUCAUGAAAAGUGUUAAUAAAAUCAGAUGUGAACAAGCGACGUA
Messenger RNA from Larimichthys crocea (large yellow croaker), 3071 nucleotides. RefSeq names its product protein associated with LIN7 1, MAGUK p55 family member b (gene pals1b). Gene Ontology annotation, molecular function: protein binding. The record is from RefSeq and is a predicted model, not a curated record. Lineage: Eukaryota; Metazoa; Chordata; Actinopteri; Sciaenidae. The coding region runs from base 364 to 2319 and encodes 651 amino acids. The transcript has 14 exons.